This is a messenger RNA of Orcinus orca (killer whale), 4396 nucleotides long. It is a transcript of the gene WDTC1, whose product is annotated as WD and tetratricopeptide repeats 1. The transcript has 16 exons. Gene Ontology annotation, molecular function: protein binding. Gene Ontology annotation, cellular component: Cul4-RING E3 ubiquitin ligase complex; cytoplasm. Gene Ontology annotation, biological process: negative regulation of fatty acid biosynthetic process. The record is from RefSeq and is a predicted model, not a curated record. The coding region runs from base 534 to 2576 and encodes 680 amino acids. NCBI's taxonomy places the organism in Eukaryota, Metazoa, Chordata, Mammalia, Artiodactyla, Delphinidae.
GGAGGGGCCCCUGAUCGCCAUUCUGGAAACGGCCGGGCGCUGUCUCUGUAGCGUAGCCGCUGGCUGUGAGGCGCGGGGCGGGGGCGGAGACUGCGUGGCGCAGGCGCGGUGCUGGGCUUCUCCUGGGUCCCCAGACAGCUGGAGGAGAUAAACAGAGGAGGAGGAGGGAGGGGAGUGCGUGUGUGAGAGCGCGCGAGGGAGUGUGAGUGUGUGUGAGCGCGGGUGUGAGGCGGUGCGCAGGGGCGGGCGGAGGCGCUGUCCGGCCCCGGCCAGGCGCCAGGCGGGGAGCAUGGGAAGGGGCUAGAGCUGCCCGGGCCCUCCAGCCCCCUCCCCGGGAUCCGCGCCCCCCCUCCGGGGAGAGGGGCCGGGCCCCCCGGAUGGACAUGGGCUCCUGAAGUUGCGCCGCCACCGGUCCUGGGAAGAGGCCUGACAGGUAAUUAAAUGUGUGUCUUGUGGACCUGGGCUUGGCUGGAAUGCUCAAGGGUCCUGAAGAUCCUUCUAUAGCUUCCUUCUGUUGAAUCCAUUAAGAGAAGAUGGCAAAAGUCAACAUAACUAGAGACCUCAUCUGUAGGCAGAUAAAGGAGCGGGGUGCCCUGAGCUUUGAGCGGCGCUACCAUGUCACUGACCCCUUUAUCAGACGGCUGGGCCUGGAAGCAGAGCUGCAGGGUCACUCAGGAUGUGUCAACUGUCUGGAGUGGAAUGAGAAAGGAGACUUGCUGGCCUCUGGUUCUGAUGACCAGCACACGAUUGUGUGGGACCCGCUGCACCACAAGAAGCUGCUUUCCAUGCACACAGGACACACUGCAAAUAUCUUUUCUGUCAAGCAGUUCCUGCCUCACGCUGGGGACCGCAUCUUGAUCACAGGGGCAGCUGACUCCAAGGUGCAUGUCCACGACCUGACAGUAAAGGAGACGAUCCACAUGUUUGGAGACCACACAAACCGGGUGAAACGCAUCGCCACGGCGCCCAUGUGGCCCAACACAUUCUGGAGCGCUGCUGAGGAUGGGCUUAUCCGCCAGUAUGACCUUCGGGAGAACAGCAAACACUCGGAGGUGCUGAUUGACCUGACAGAGUACUGUGGCCAGCUGGUAGAGGCCAAGUGCCUCACCGUCAACCCCCAGGACAACAACUGCCUGGCAGUGGGGGCCAGUGGGCCCUUUGUGAGGCUCUAUGACAUUCGCAUGAUCCAUAACCACAGAAAGAGCAUGAAGCAGAGCCCUUCAGCAGGUGUGCACACCUUCUGUGACCGGCAGAAGCCCCUUCCGGAUGGUGCAGCCCAGUAUUACGUAGCAGGUCACCUGCCAGUGAAGCUGCCCGACUACAACAACCGUCUGAGAGUGCUGGUCGCCACCUAUGUGACCUUCAGCCCCAAUGGCACAGAGCUGCUGGUCAACAUGGGAGGAGAGCAGGUCUAUUUGUUUGACCUGACUUACAAGCAGCGGCCGUACACCUUCCUCUUGCCUAGAAAAUGCCACUCCUCAGGGGAAGUUCAGAAUGGCAAGAUGUCCACCAAUGGUGUGUCCAACGGUGUGUCCAAUGGCCUGCACCUUCACAGCAACGGCUUCCGGCUGCCAGAGAGUAGAGGACAUGUCAGCCCCCAGGUAGAGCUGCCCCCAUACCUGGAGCGUGUGAAACAGCAAGCCAAUGAGGCUUUUGCCUGCCAGCAGUGGACCCAGGCCAUCCAGCUUUACAGCAAGGCCGUGCAGAGGGCCCCUCACAAUGCCAUGCUCUACGGGAACCGAGCUGCUGCCUACAUGAAGCGCAAGUGGGAUGGUGACCACUACGAUGCCCUGAGGGACUGCCUCAAGGCCAUCUCCCUAAACCCAUGCCACCUGAAGGCGCACUUCCGCCUGGCCCGAUGCCUCUUUGAGCUCAAGUACGUGGCUGAGGCCCUGGAGUGCCUGGAUGAUUUCAAAGGGAAGUUCCCGGAGCAGGCCCAUAGCAGCGCUUGUGAUGCACUGGGACGCGACAUCACGGCCGCCCUCUUCUCCAAAAAUGAUGGUGACGAGAAGAAGGGAGCUGGUGGUGGUGGCAGCGGCCCCGUCCGCCUCCGCAGCACGAGCCGCAAGGACUCCAUCUCAGAGGACGAGAUGGUGCUGCGGGAGCGAAGCUACGACUAUCAGUUCCGCUACUGUGGCCACUGCAAUACCACCACAGACAUCAAGGAAGCCAAUUUCUUUGGCAGCAAUGCUCAAUACAUCGUCAGUGGCUCUGAUGACGGCUCCUUCUUCAUCUGGGAAAAGGAGACCACCAACCUGGUCCGCGUGCUCCAGGGAGACGAGUCCAUCGUCAACUGCCUGCAGCCGCACCCCAGCUACUGCUUCUUGGCCACCAGCGGCAUCGACCCCGUUGUGCGGCUGUGGAACCCCCGGCCAGAGAGUGAAGACCUCACAGGCCGAGUUGUGGAGGACAUGGAGGGUGCUUCCCAGGCCAACCAGCGGCGCAUGAAUGCGGACCCGUUGGAGGUGAUGCUGCUCAACAUGGGCUAUCGGAUCACAGGCCUGAGCAGUGCGGGUGCUGGGGCCUCUGACGAUGAGGACAGCUCCGAGGGCCAGGUGCAGUGCCGGCCCAGCUAGGCCCUCCUAGCCCUGGUCCCCAGCCCCUGCUACCGGCUGGGUCCUCCGCCCCUGGGCAGGAGGUCAGGGGGUUCUGUUUUGGUUUGUCUUCCCCUUCCCCCCAUUUUUUCCUUUUCCCUGUUUUGUUUGUUAGUUUGGCAUUGGGGGUGGGGAUUGCUACAACUUGCUGGCUUUUGGACUUUUGGGCAAUUGCCCCUCGACUGGCCCCAGCCCUGAGCAGAAGAGCAGGAGGAGAAGCCCCUCCACAUGCCCACCACCACCUUGCACUUCCGUGUCCCUGGAGGGCUCCGGCCUGCCUCGGGUGGGGAGGCAAGGGCUGAAGCUGUCUUCAAGGACUGCCCUACCCUUCAGUUGGCAGCAGAAAGGGGAGUGGAAUUCCCAGUCCAUAAGGGCUAGCCUUGACCUGUUACCAUUCUCGCUUCUGGUAGGCAAGGCUAGCUCCCUCCUGGUCUUCAGGGAAGGUUCUGAAAAAGCAUAGGGUGCCCCCUUCCUUGCAGAGCCACUCUGUCAGGGUGGAAACAGAAGUAAGGAUGGGAGCCCUGGAGGGGCAAGGUCAAGCCACCGCUUCCUUGCAGUACAGCGUCCCUGCCCUCCUCCCAGGCACUGGCUCUGGGUCCUGCGCCUGCCCUCGCUGGCCACCCCGGGGGCUUAGCCUUUCCCAAGGGCCCUGGCAGUGUGGGGCGCCCCACCAUUCCCCACCCAUCCGUGCCAGCCCUUCUGCACCCUGGAGGCCACUCUUCCUUCGGGCGCUCUUCAGCCUCACUGUGACCUUCCUGCCAGAGCUCCCAGCCAGCCUCCUCUUGCUGAGAUGGCACUCCCUGCUAGGAGCCUUCCAGGCCCUCUGUGCCCUCCCUCCCAUCCCACAUGCUGAGCCGCCACAAAGACCAAAGAAGUGAUGGCUUUUCUCUGUCCCCUGCUGUUCUGGGGGGAGGGGGUGGGUCUCCUGAGCCACUCGGGUGGGGAAGCCCCUAACUCAGCCCCUCCCUCCUCAGCAGCCUGAGCUUUACACUGGAUGCAGCGGUCACCCCACCACUCACCAGACCUCCCUCUUUGCCCCCUUGGCUCUCAGCUCAGGAGCUGCUCCCGUAGUUGGUUCAUCCUUCCUCCCCUCUCCCUCUUCACUCCCCUCAGGGCUCACUUGGCUCCAGCCCUCCAGCUGCAGCCUCUGGGGAGAAGCAGCCUCCCUCGCUCCCUCCCUCCCUCCCUCCCUCCGCCCUGACUCUGCCAGGUGCCUCCUCUCGGCCAGGCUUCAGAAAAGCCCUGUAGACAGCAGGGCCAUGUUAAAAGCUUUUUCACAGUUUUGAGAAGAUGAGGGGUGGGAGUGGGGGGUGGUGAGGAUAGUGGUGGGGGUCUGGCACCAUCUCGUCAUUGCUUUAAUCCCAGCAACACAGGUGGCAGCCUCUCCCCCUUCCUCUCCCCCCCCCCCCCCCCCCCCCCCGUCCCUCUUCCCACCCCUCUCUUCUAGCUUGGUAAUGAAGUAUAUUUAUUGGUGAAGGAAACAGCUGCUGCUGCUGCUUCUCCUGCUGCUGGGACUUGCUCCCCUGUCUCUUCUCCACGACCUUUCUCCAGCCGGGAGGGGAGAGCGGGAGUACUGGGGCUGGGCCCUGGGGCCCAAGGACUAGCAGGGGCCCCUUUGCUUUCCUGUGUUCGAGCCACCCGCCAUUUCCUCUGUCCCUGCCUUCUGCCUGCCCAGCCUGGGCCCUGCCGUGUGGAGAGACACAUAAGCCUUACUGUCCUCUGGGGGCAGGAGCCGAGCCUUUUUGUUGCUCCGCUCCCAGGAGAGUGAGGGUGACGCAAUUGAUUAAAACCAUUUUGUUCUA